UCAUCUCUUAUCUCUUCUCUUCAUAACUUUGUGUCAUUGAAGUGCCUUUUUUUCCACCAAUUCAAAAAUGAUACCCAACAACAUAUCCUCCCCCUCCCCCUCACCUUCACCCUCAAACCAAACCAACAUUCAAAUCUCUCCUGAACAAACAGGCAUCACAAAACCACCCAAAAACUAUCAUCCCUUUAGAACAAGAUCAUCAAGAAAGCUAGCAAUCCUCAAAGUUGAUGAACAUCAAAAAACCAAACCAAUAGUAUGGUUUGCCGCCAUACUAUGUUUCAUCUUUAGCCUCAUGUUAAUCUUCUUUGGCAUAGCAACAUUAAUUUGCUACCUAGCCCUAAAACCAAGUAACCCUUCAUUUGAUAUUCCAAAUGCAAGCUUAAACUUGGUAUAUUUUGACUCAAAACCCUAUCUCAAUGGUGAGUUCACACUUCUCACAAAUUUUUCAAACCCUAAUAGAAGAGUUCAUGUGAAGUUUGAGUCUUUACAUAUUGAACUUUUCUUCACAAAUAGACUCAUAUCAUCACAAACGAUCAACCCUUUUACUCAAAAGCCAAGGGAAACUAGGUUGCAAGCAGUGAAGUUUAUGUCAAGUUUGCUUUUUGUGGCACAAGAGGUGGGUGUGAAACUUGAAAAGGAGGUGCAAAGUAGUAAUAGGUUGAGUUAUUAUGCAAAGGGAACAUUUAAGGUGAAGGUUAAAAUGGGAAUUAUACAUUUGUCUUUUUGGCUUCAUAGUGUUUGUCAGAUGGAGAUGACUGGUCCACCAGCUGGUUCUCUUGUUGCUAGACAAUGUGUAACAACUAGAUGAAGAUGGAGGUUUUUUUUUAUUUAGUUUUUAUAAUAUUUUGAUGUAUAGUAUAAAUUAAUUAGAGUGUGAAAAAGAGUGAUAUGAAUAUAUGAUUCAUCUCAAACUAUAAAAAAAAAUUAAAAGAUACUAUUUGAUA
Messenger RNA from Lathyrus oleraceus (garden pea), 944 nucleotides. RefSeq lists its product as uncharacterized. The transcript has a single exon. Gene Ontology annotation, biological process: defense response to other organism. The coding region runs from base 68 to 808 and encodes 246 amino acids. The record is from RefSeq and is a predicted model, not a curated record. Gene Ontology annotation, cellular component: plasma membrane. Lineage: Eukaryota; Viridiplantae; Streptophyta; Magnoliopsida; Fabales; Fabaceae.